UCUCCCUUUCCUUUGAAUUCUUAAUCCUCGUUAUUGUCUUAGAUCAUACGCUCUAUUCUUGUAUCCAGUAGUAGCGUUUUCACUCUCUGAAGUGCAACCAGGGAAAUCUCGGUACUGGCCCAGAAUUUGAUGUCGACUGACUGUAAUUCAACUUGGGUAUGGCAGGUGGUCAGCAGGGAAAUCCGGAGAAUUUUGCAGGAGCGUGCUUUGAGCUUUAAUAUUGCGUUGGAUGAUGUAUCCAUCACUAACCUGACUUUCGGGCGGGAGUUCACAGUUGCUUUCGAAGCCAAGCAAGUUGCUGCUCAAGAGGCUGAGAGUGCCAAGUUUGUAGUGGAGAAAGCUGAACAAGACAAACGAAGUGCUAUUAUUCGUGCUCAGGGAGAGGCAAAGAGUGCGCAGCUCAUUGGUGAUGCCAUUUCGAACAACCCAGCUUUCAUAAGUUUGCGUAAGAUCGAGGCCAGCCGAGAAAUUGUGAAUACAAUUUUCACCUCUCAGAAUCGCGUAUUCUUGAGUGCUGAUUCUUUACUUCUCAACUUAGACUUGGAUGUUUAGGACGUCGGACUUAAGUCACAGCUCUAAACCAAGAAGUAAUUGAGAAAUAAGUUGUUCAUUUUGGGUCUUCAAAUAUAUAGCCUUCCCUUGUCAAUCUUCUCGCAAGUGAUUGCGAUUUCCCAGGAGUAAUCUGAGUGCUGAAACAGGGGUUUUUGAGGUAGCUUCGUCCUUCUAGUCAGGCAAACUUCCUAUUGAUACGGUGUAGUGGGGUUCAGUUUUCACGAAGAGAAUUGCUUUUUGACGGCCUAUUCUUAAUGAGGUAACCUUAGGAAUGAGGAUCCUACAUGGGAAUAAACACUGCAUGGUACAAGCGUUAAAAUCUUUAGUGGAGUAUUGCUCCUCACUUCCAAAGUGGUCCUGCAAAUUAGUUUACAAACAGGGGACUUCGAUGUUAAGUCGAACUUCGGGUUCAUUUUUGUGAGGAACUAAAAUCUCUGGCUGUGACA
Molecule: messenger RNA, 998 nt
Organism: Physcomitrium patens
Lineage: Eukaryota; Viridiplantae; Streptophyta; Bryopsida; Funariales; Funariaceae
Product: prohibitin-1, mitochondrial
Biological process (GO): mitochondrion organization
Cellular component (GO): mitochondrion; membrane
Source: RefSeq, a predicted model, not a curated record